AUGACGAAGAAGCGCAAGAGAGCGGAGACCCCCGGGCGCGCCUCGGGUCUCGCUGAGUCUCCCUCAGACUCUCCGCUGACGGGGAAGAAGCGGAAGGACUUGUGGCGGAAGGUCGAGCUGGAUGCCGUCACCUUCAGAGAAUGCCAGAUGGAAGGCAUGGCUGAGCUGGAGGAGCUCGAUGGCGACGCGGCCGCCGUGUUUGAUCUAUCGCUCGCCUCGCUCACUCGCGCCUCGGAACGCAGAGCCUGCGGCGGUGACCAGACGACAGGUGGGAAAGGACGGGAGAAGAAAAAGUCAAAGCAGAGCAGCAAGGGUCUAUCUGGAGAGGGGGACAAAGAGAAGGCAAAAUUGGCUUGUGGCUCCGAGGACGAGACCUCUGCAGAGUCGGAAGAUCACGCCUCUGGGCAAGUCGCCCGUGCGUGUGUAUCGAAACGGAAGAAGAGCAGGAAGAACUCCCAGGUUCCUGCUUCCUCGUCGCUGUCCACAGCUAGUUCCGCGUCACCUGCGUCGUCUCCCCGAUCGUCUGUGGACCUUGUGUCUGAUUGUAGCUCGGCGGAAACCGCGGUAUGCAGCUCUGUGGCUGCGCCCCGUUGCACGCUGGAAGAGGCCACCGAGCAGUGGCAGUACGUUGUCGAGCUGCGCGAGGCGCUCUCCGGUUGGCUCGCCGCUCUCGAUUCGCCCUCUGAGGACCUGUUCCAUCCUGCGAUUCUGCGCGGCCUGAAGGAGCGCGGCUUCUUCUCCCCUACGCCGAUUCAGCGCGCCGUGCUUCUGCCGGCGUUACGCGACAGAAAAGACAUUGUCGGUGCAGCGGAGACUGGGAGUGGAAAGACCCUCGCGUAUGGCAUCCCCAUUGUGUGUAACUUGCUAGCGCAGGCGCUCCGACGCAACGAGAAGGAGAUCGAGAGGAAGACCAAAAAGAAGGCGCUGCUGAAGAAAAAGAAGGAGCACGGCGGUGACACGCUGUGCCUUGCCGCGGCGGAAGCAGGCGCUUCGGAUCGCUCGGAUCUGAUCGCGGACGAGCCAUUCGAAGACGCCUGGCUGAUCUCCGACGAUGAAGACGCCAUCGACGCGAGCGCACCCGCCGGAGACGACGAACAACCUGAGUCCGGCUGUUCAGAAGAGCGGCCGAGCAUGCAGGGGAAAGCUGGGGGCCCUGAGUGCCUCAUUGUCGUUCCAAGUCGCGAGCUCGCGUUCCAGGUUCAGAGGCAUCUGGAGGCGGUGUGCAGCUACACGCCCCUCACGUGUGUGUGCCUCGUGGGCGGCUUGUCUCUUCAAAAACAGCUCCGGCUCUUGGGUGUUUUGCGCCCUGAAAUCGUCGUCGGCACGCCUGGCCGUCUCUUUGCAGUCGUGCAGGACGCUCAGGCAGCUCUCUCGCGAGCCCAGGCGCUGGGCGGCACUGUGUCCUCGAUAGCCCACUCUGCGCCUGCCCUUCCUAACGGAACUUCGGGCUCUCAGUUAGACGGCGGAAUCAAACCUGACGGCGAGGGAGGGCGUCAGGGCCGCAUUCAGCGCGGACAUACCUUCAUGGCGACGCUUCACACGCUUCGCUUCCUCGUCCUCGACGAGGCCGACCGCCUCAUGCAGGAGGGCUGCUUCCACGAAAUGCAGGGGCUGCUAAACGCCGUGUGCGGGACGACUGCUUUCUCGAGGCACAAAGAAGAGAAGAAGCGGAAGAUGAAACGGGGACAGACGGGGAGCGACGACAACUCUGCGUCUCUCGGAGAAGGCCGAAGAAUUCAGACGUUCAUCUUCUCGGCGACGCUUGCGAUGGAUCCUUCUAACCGUCACAAGAAGGCGCGCAACGCUGGAAAGAAAGACACUCGCGGAACCUUGCAAGCCCUGAUGGAGCGCGUGCAUCUGAGGAAAAAACGGCUAGCCGUUGUCGACUUCAGCAGAAGCGGUGCCGACAGGAAGGCGCUGGACCACAUCGCGGACAGGGCGGAACCUGCAGAGUUAAACGCGGCUCUCACGACACAGGGCUGCAGGAAAGACAGCCUCGCGCAGGGUCCGCUGAAGUUACCCGAGGGCCUCUCCGUGACGCUGUUGAAAACAGCUGCUAGCGAAGAGGAGUUGUACCUUGCACUGUUCUUGCUCAAGCUCUUCGUGACGACGCCGGCAGACCAACCUCUGAAAGUCAUGAUUUUCGUCAAUGCUAUUUCAUAUGUGUACCGUUUGGACCCUGUACUGAGCAUGCUCCUGGGUCGCGAUAAGCACGAAGCCGACGCGCGGACGCUUCCAAUGAGCGCUCCGUUUUUGGCGGAGGUUGUAGGAUUGCACUCAAAUCUCCAGCAGAAGCAACGGCUGAAGCGCGUGGAAAGAUUUCAGAGCGCAAAGCGCGCGGUCCUUGUCUGCACCGAUGUCGCCUGCCGAGGUCUGGAUCUUCGGGAGGUCAAAGAGGUUAUUCAUUUCCAGGCACCGCGGUCGGCGUCGAUUUUCGUUCACAGAAGUGGACGGACGGCACGAGCAAGAGAGUUAGGUGAAGCGGUGUGUGUCUGCGGUCCGAGCCACGUCUCAGACUGGCUGCAAGUCCUGAAACCCUUGCAGAUUAAUCUCGGGGAACUAGAACCUCCGGAAUGUAUGCACAAGGACUCUCGGGUUUACAGUCAACUGACCAAAGUCAAGAGACUUCUCACGCUUGCUACGCAGAUUGAGUCUGCGGGACACCAUAAAGCAAAGGAACGGCGAGCGACAUCAUGGCUGAAAAAGGCUGCACAGGCCGCUGACAUCAUGUUGGACUCAGAUGUUGGUGAAGAAGAAGACGACGCAGCCGGACGAGUGAAUCACGCCCGAUGCACCAAAGCUUUGAAAGCAGAACUCUCUCAGGUGAGCCGACAAUGA
Besnoitia besnoiti is the source of this 2838-nucleotide messenger RNA. Its product is annotated as DEAD/DEAH box helicase domain-containing protein. Lineage: Eukaryota; Apicomplexa; Conoidasida; Eucoccidiorida; Sarcocystidae. Gene Ontology annotation, cellular component: nucleolus. The record is from RefSeq and is a predicted model, not a curated record. The coding region runs from base 1 to 2838 and encodes 945 amino acids. Gene Ontology annotation, molecular function: RNA helicase activity; ATP binding; nucleic acid binding. The transcript is spliced from 6 exons.